This is a messenger RNA of Gallus gallus (chicken), 30969 nucleotides long. It is a transcript of the gene ATXN7L1, whose product is annotated as ataxin 7 like 1. Bases 26031 to 28361 code for a protein of 776 amino acids. Lineage: Eukaryota; Metazoa; Chordata; Aves; Galliformes; Phasianidae. The transcript is spliced from 12 exons. The record is from RefSeq and is a predicted model, not a curated record.
GAGGGAAGUAGGGGGGGAAAAAAAAGAGGGUGGGAGAGGUGAGGUCUAAGUUCUGAUCUAUCUGUAUUGAGCUGGAGCUGACAGCUUUUCAGUGACAAGAGGUGUCAGAAAGAUAGGCUGAGAUUUUUUGUUUAGACAUUAAUCUGCUCUGUUUGAGACCUGUGUCAUAAGGAGCUGAGUGUGGGGAUGAAAUUCCCAAACAGAAAGGAAGUGCAAAUGUUGUCACUCAGGAGUCCUAAGAGAUGAUGAAGUAGGAAUAAGGAGCUUUUCAGUGACCUGCAAAGGAGUUGAUAUGGGGAGGAAGGGAAGUGGGAGAAAGCACAGUUGUAGAAAUGAGGAAAGGAGAAUUCUUUGAAAAGAGAAAUGCAUUUAAUUUUAGUGAAAGACAUGCGUGGGUUAUGGAGGAUAGGAGUGGUGAUGUUGCAAUAGUAAGUGGUUUCUAGAUACUUUAGUGGAAAUGUUUGCACUGCAUUACAAGGUAUAACUGAAGGGAGUCGGGGCUGGAGUCAGAGAGACAUUGCAAGUGUAGUUUGCCAUUAAACAGUUCAUAAUGAGCUCAGAGGUGAAAGGAUAGAAAAAGAAUCAGUGUAGUUAGAGAAGAAAGGGAUCAGAGGUAGGCUUCCAAACAGAGGAAAUACUGGUUGGCUGUCCAGCUGCUGUGUCAGAGCGAGAGUAGAAAGAGAAGUGGAGCAGAAAAACAGCAAAGGAAGAGUGAGGAAUAGGGUGAUGUGAGUGAGAAUUUUGACAUAUGUGUUUCAUAUCUGUGGUAUGAGGAAGAAGGGAGAGCUGUAAGGAAGGGAAGGGAAAGGGAGUGGGAAGGGGGAAUGUGAAAUGAUUAUUAUUUUUUUUCUGGCUUUCUCGUGGAAUAAAUAUUUGCAUUCUAUUGUAGAGAAAGAAAUGGAUACAAGAGAAAAGAUUUGAGGAAUGAGUCAAAAGUAGGAGGAGAAAAGGCUGAAAUUGCAGGUGUGGGUUCAGCUCAACUGGAGGAAUGGCACAGCUUAGUAAGCAGCAAGGAAAGAGGGAGAAAAUGUGCAGUAACCUCAUUUCCAGACUGGUUUCCUUUCCCACUGCAAAUUCUAGGACAGACAGGAAUAAAGCAAACGGAAUGGUAUUUAAAAUAAGCAUGGUUUCAGGGUUGAUGGAGCUGAACCUCAUCCUAGGAAGGAGAAAGCAGAACACAUCAAAGGUAGAAGCUAAAAGAACAAAAAAUUCUAGCGGUGUGAAAGAGGGUGGAGUCCAAUGUAGUGGGAAUAAUGGGAUGGGAAUAACAAGCAGUGCUGGGAGAGUAAAUUGCUGCCACUCAGAAUAUGCCGGGUCAGCCUUCGCAUCAGGUUCUCAGCUGUAAGAUUGUUGGAGUUGGCUGAGAGAGGACUAUCGGGAAUUUCUCCAUACUGACUGCGCCAUGCUUGAAUCCAUCACUUGCCUUUGAGAAAGAUCAAAGCCUUUAAGAAGAGGAAGGUUCUGGAGCAAUCAAAAGGCUGUCAGCUUUCUCCGGAAAGAGAUGAUUGUGACAACCACGACUUUGGCAGUAGAAGGCUUCUGUGCAUCACUGACCGGUUUUAUCAUGCAACGUGUUAGACGGAGAUAGAAACCAAGAAGCAAAGUACUUCUAUCUGAGCAAUUUUCUUCUUCAUGGUGUGUCGUAAGUAGUUACACAUCUACCUGAGCCAUCUCAUCAUCUCUGAGUAUCUCAGCUGGUACUAACUUGUGCUUCCUGCUUUCAGAGCACAGGCAAGACUGUAUGAUUACAUUGUCAGGGAUUGGGCCCAGGCUAACGUCAUAUUGUGCUGGGUGUAUCUUCAGAGCUCUGGUAAACAUGGGCUCUUGCUUGUCUUGCGGGGCAGAGUGAGCUUGUUGCUAUGUACUAUGGAUAGGCAUGCUUUAUGAUCCAGCACUUUUUUUUUUUUUUUUCCUGAGGAAGCAGGACUUAAUGACUUCUGAGGUGUUAACAUGGGAAUGGCUGUCAUUCCUGAUACAGGCUACUCAGUGUUUAAGAAGUUAAUCAUGGGUUUUCACACCUCUUCAGUAGGUCUAAAUACCUGUGUAAGGAAAGGAACAGGAAGAGAGUGCUAGAGGAAGAGUUGCCUGCUCCCACAUGGAGAUAUGCACUUAUUUGGCCAUUAUCCAGCUCAUGAUGAUUUCUAUCUUGUAGUGUGCAAUAUCUGCAAUCAGGUAGUCAAGCCACAGGUUUUCCAGUCGCACUGCGAAAAUAUGAGGAAUGCCUUCAAAUAAGCAUGUUUCAUGUAAAGAAGAAAGUUAAAUCAGUUGUCCUAGAAGCUGGGCUCUUCAAGUUGAAUUUGUUAUACUAAAUUAAGCUAUUAUAACAAAUCCUGUUGGUUAGAUACUAGCUAACCUAGAACUAUGAUGAUGUUACAUUGGAUUGUCUUUUAUUAAAGCAGCACAAUUGUUAGCUAGAACUUGGAUGUUGUGAUGGGUUGUUUUCUGAUGGGAUUUAUAUGUCGGUGCUUAUAGGGUUUAUUUUAUUUCUCAUAGGGCUUAAUUUUUAACAUAACUGGCAUGUUGCGUCACAUUUGUUAAGAUUCGCUUGAAAACUGUUUGAGAAACUGCAGAAAUGUGGAGAUACUUAAUUCUUAAUUAAUAUGAUAUGGUGAUCAUUUUUAUUUCUAAGUAGAACAGCUUUGGUUAGAAAAUUUUGUUAUUGAUUAACAAACUGCUAUCAAAUAUUCUCUAAAAGCUUCAUCCCAAGGUCUGGUUUAUUUAUUAUUUAUGUGGUCGUUUCUUUGUUAUUUGUCCAGUGGUUUGUUUCUGGUUUCUUGUUGUUAUAAAGGAUUGCAAAGCAUGACUGGAAUGGCUCGCUUUGCAUGAGGUUUUUGAAAUUUUUCUUCUUAAAAUUCAGUGUAACCAAACUAAUUUGAAGGUGAUUGCAAAAUAACGAAUGGUAGCUAGUGGUGGUAUCAGUGAAGUACAUCGAGAGAAGAACAAACAAACAAACAAACAAAAAAAACCACCAAGAUUUUCCUUGCCUGUGUGCAACAAAUAGGCUUCAUAAAUCCUGUGUCCCCUUCAGUCUUCUCAAUGGCAAGGCACUUCAGUAAGUGGAAAAUGUAAAAAUGUAUUUGCUUUGAAGGAGAGAUUACCAAAAUAUUACCUUGGGCUCUUAUGGAUGGACUAUUAACAGCCAAGCAGGAGCAAUUGCAUGCAUGUUGAAAAUAAAAAUGGAAUUUGUGCAUUGUACAGAGGUAUGUCAUAAACCAGAAAAUAAGUGCUGAUGAAUUCCCUGACUAAUUCUUAUCAAAAAUGCACUGCUGUAGCCUUCUGUAGUUGUGCUGGACAUGACCUUCUGGCCUGGGGAGCAGUAUGAAGUUGGGCCUGUUUUCACACAGGAGCCAUGUACAACUCUUACAAGAAGCGUAAAGUGAUGUGCUAGAUUAGUAUUUUGAACUCUUUAUCUGUCAAAAUUUGCUACAGGAUGAUAUAGUUAAAACAACCAUUCUGUGAAUACUUGUUAUAUAGAAGAGCAGAGGUGGUGGAAUUUGUUGGUAAUACGUCCUUUAAACAAUAUUGAGGAUACUGAAAGGAACUGUGGAAGGGAUAGCAUAAAACUAAGAAGCUGGGCAAAAUGUUUCUUAUAGAUGGGAGUGAAGUAAUCCAUGUUAGAAUGAACUUUCUGAGCUUACUAGAAUUGACCAAUUAACAUUUGUGUUAGUGUGUUUGUUGCCUGUGAACUGCUGAGACACUGUGAGUCACUGUCCCUUUUACCUUUUCUCCAUUAUUCUGUUAUUUAUGCAGUUCCUUUCACUUCAUUCUCACAAUCCUGUUACACUGAACAAUUGAGAGUUAAAUUAUGGAUUGCUUGAUUUAAGACCCCAAGGUUAAUAAAGACUUUUAAAUCAAAAGUCUGCAUUAAAAGAGAUUGAGAAUAUUGAAAAUAACUGACCAAAGGCUUUAGCCCUUGAAGAUUAUAUUUAAUGUACUUAAUUACUUAAUGUAGUCAGACUUAUUUCAGGAAAUGUAUACAAAAAUAUGUCCGAAAAGCCUAUAUGAGAGCUUUAAAUAUAUGCCUAUGUUUUGUUUUAAAGGUGAAACAGAAAAAGUGAUAUACUAACCGUGUAGAGAAGAAGUUUUAGAAGAGGGAAAUGUUCUUGGAGGUCUUAGUAAUUCUUGUAUAACGACAAUGAUAUUUUUAAAGCAUAUUAAUCUACUGCAAAUACUGUGUGUUGUGUAACUGACAUGCAUUGGCUAACAUACAACCAUUUUGAUAAGAAGUGGCUAAGAUCUAAAGAAUGCAUCUUGUUAAUCAGAUUUUAAUUAAUUUGGUCAUGCAGCAGUACAUCUGUAAAUUCAGUGAUACUGAAGAUCUCUGUCAGUAGACUUUGAGGUUAUUUAAGCCCUUCCUAUUCACUGUAAAACGCAUUAUUUCACAUCUUGAAAUGCAGCUUUAAUGCUGAAACAAAGGCAAUGAAAGGAGAGAGCAUUAGAAGCCACCACUGUUCUUUUGGCUCUUGAAGGCUGCAUCAUGGGGAGUCUUUAUUGCUACUGACAGGGACUGGUAGAGAUUUAUCCCAGAAUCUCCUGCAAAGUGUGGUUUGUUACUAAUAUUCCUGGUAAGACACAGUGCGUAUUCUCUCAGUAAGGAUUUGGAUCCAUGCCAGACAUGUGCUUUUUGUCUCUGAGUUCCCUGCAUUGCAACCUAAAGGUCUUGGCUUUGGAGCUUGAUUUGGAAUGCUUAAUUUAGUGAACAUUUGGGUUCUUGUAUACUUCUCUUGAGCCCAUCGUGGCAUGUGACUUUCUCCAGAGCAUUAGAAGACCCAGUGCUGCAUUUGUCUGUAAUUUCAGACAUGUGGCAGCCAUCCUUGAUGGCACUGGGAAGUUGUGAAGAUUGAAGAAGCAGAUGUUGUUGUUUAACUUUUAAGGGUUGGCUUUCUGGACUAUCAAGCAAAAGAACAGAGAAAUCUGGUUGUGGUUCUGGUUGUGGUUUUUAAAUGGGGCCGGUACGUUGUACAACCUUGGACCAGCAGAAACUAGAAAAAUAAAAUAAGAGAUCUGGCUAAUUAGAGGACUGAAUUGCUGAACUUGGGAGUCUGUAAUGAACAUAGCGUAAAGCCCAGUGUUUCGAAGUAUUAGAGCUGUCCAAACCUCUAAGAGCAAUGCUGAAUUAUUAAGAGCAAUUUCAGGUCCUUAUAACUGUGGAAUAAACAUUUGCAUUCAUUUGUAAGGAUUAAACCAUUCAUAUACAUAUGAUACAGAGAAGCAACUUUGUUCCCCCCCCCUUUUUUUUUUUCAAUGUGUGAACAUGUAUUUAUUUCUCCAGCAAGGACUUUGAAAUGAGACAUCAGCCUAGUUAGAUGGCUUGUAGCAUAUCUAAGUGUACUGGUAUGUGGAGAAUUUUAGUUUUGAGACUGUUUGUUCUCAAAUGCUGACCUCAAUGAAAAUGUAGAACAUUUGUGGGACACUGAAAGUGUAGUGCUUUACUAUCCCUGAAGCACCAUAAUGUUCCUAGCAUUUGCUUUUUGUUUGUUUGUUUUCUCCAAUAUGUGUGUUUUCUAGAAGAUUUUUAGAGUAGCAGCCUGUGCUGAGCUGCCUGACGUAUGACUUCUCUUAUCUCAAGUUCUGUGGUAGUCUGUCUGUUGCUUGUUAAGACAGGGCCUGUACCAUUUCCCAGGAGACGUUUCUCUUUUAUUUUAGCCCCAGUCAGAGCAAAGCUUCAUAUUCCUAUCCUGCAGUAUCCUUUAUUGGAACAAAAAGCGUCACAUAUGGAUCUGGUUAUUUUGUCAGAAAGGUUCCUUACUCUCAUAGACUUGUUAACUUUGGUCUUUACCUGUUGAAAAGAAAAUCUCUUACAAAAGGUAGCUUUGGGGUAGCAGAGAGCUUGUCAAAACAUCUUAGCUUCUUCUAUUAAUGUGAAAUGAAAUAAGUUAAUGAGGAGAAAGUAAAGGGGAAGAGGAGACACUGAAUUACCAAGCUAAAUAACGAUGCUUGGUUAAACAAUAACUGCACUAUAACCAUGAAAGAAAGUUUCCAAACAUACUCUGGAACAGUUGCAAGAAAUAUGGAGGGUAUUGUAAUGAAUGGAAUCAUUAAGAUCCCAAUUUGAUGAAGUAGUAGCAUAUAGAGGAGAACAAUUUUGCUUCAUCAAGGAAAAGUGGCUACAAAGAUCUCUUCCUCUGUUUAUUUCUUUAUUGGAGGUUCAUUGCUAUCUGUCCUUCCUGUUUCUAAGUUUGUUCAAUUACAGUCUUCUAAUUAAGAAGUCUUCUAAUUCUUAUUCCUUAAAAAAGAAAAAACUACCCUUGAUUUUUGUUACUUGUGUUAUAAAUCCUUGGGUUGACGUACUCACGUCCUUAUGAAAGUAGGAAAACUGUUACUUCCUUUCGAUCUUUCAGUUUGGUCAUAUAAGCACCACUGAAAAGAAACAAGCUAGAAAGUAAUGAAGUGCAGAAGAAUAUAAAUAAUUUUCCUAAGAGAAGUUAUAUAUUUUGAAUUACUCAGACUAGCUAUUCUACGUUAUUAUAUUUGUUUGUUACAAUUUCAUGAACCACAAUUAAAGAAAAGAAGGCUGAGCUUGCAGUAUGAAUAGUAAUGCUUGGCUUUUCUAACCCAAACAAGAACACUACCAGCAAGUAUUUUUGUGUGUUUGUAAGGGUUUUGUCACGGGUAUCACUGUCACAUUCACUGGAUUAUUCUUCGUUUUGAUAUGAUUUUCAAUUAUUCCUUGUCUUAUUUUUUUUUUUUAAGUACACCUGUUUGGUUUGGUUUUUUUUUUUUUAAUGGUAAUAUUUUAUCCAUUGCAUUUGACCUUUUAUCAGAGGAAGCGUUCUUGUGCCCUUCAAUGGCAAUGACAUUUUGAGUGAUUUUCAUUCUGUUGCUGUGAUUUUUUUCACAGCCUUGUCCAAACUUGUUCUGUGGUGUCUGUGUUUACCAAAUAACUUUCUAGCUCUCCCAUGGUUAGGUUUCACUACAGAAGAGAACUGAAAUAAUGAAAAUUAGCCUCAUUUCCCCCCUGCUUUUUGUUAAAUGUAGCAACAGUUGUUUAAUGUUAGCAUCUGGACUGGCAAGAAUCCAAGUAUUCUUUUUUUCUUUUUAGGGGGUAGAGGAGAGAAGGAACUGAGUAUUUUGCAUGCAUUUGUACAUUUAACUUGACUUGUGUAAUUGGCUGGGAUACACUGAUUUAUUUUUUUUCCACAACUUUCAUUUCUGUUACUUGAAAUUGGAAACUCCUUGUAGCUGAAAGCAUACAAAAAUUCUCUUUAGCUUUACAGUCUAUCAGAAAUCUUGUUCUCCGGACCAAAUUGCAGCCAAUGGCAUAACUCUCCGUUUCCUGUCUGGGGUGGAAAUUUUAGCCAUAGUGCCUGCAGCGGUGCGUGCCGGUGAUGUAGGUCAGUUCUUUGUCCUUCAGAGCUCUGUGGGUCCAAUGUGGCAGUGAUCUCUGUGAAACUGAGGCCAUAAGACAUCUUCUGCACCAUUCCCGUAGAACUUAAAUAGUAGUACUGUGUUGUAUGGACAAUCCAGGUAGGGUGAAUGCUACCCUUGCAAAGGCAAAACUAAAAGAGCUAUUUUGAAUUCAUCUUUUUCCUAGGUAUUCUUAGAGUGCUGUAUUUUUAGACUGUCAGAGCGAUACUUGGGAUUCUGAAUAGGUACAGAAAUGCCAAUUCUGUCUCGGAGAGAGCAGCUCUGUAUCCUGACUGCUGAUAGACCCUGUCCGGAUUCAGAAAAGUGUUUAGAUAUGUAAAAGGUAAAUGGAAAUUUAAAGACUUAAGAAUUUUUAUUCAUUGGUUCAUUUGAAUUCUUAGCUGCUUGUAUGCAUGAGACUGUUGGUCACCCCGAUAUUGGCUGUUGUACUCAUUCGGAACAGCUUGGGGUUUGGUUUUUUUGGGGAUAUGCCCUAGAGAGAGCUUAGUGAAAGAUACAUUGGCAAGGCUAUGUUCAUUCAAGAAAAAGAAAACAAAACAAAAUUCUACCUUCUCUGAGACAAUUUGGCCAGGAAGCAAGGUAUGUGGAUUUAGUAGACUUACCUCCUAGUUUCUAUUCUCCCAUCUUCCACCUCCUAGGAGAGGAGAAUGCUGUAACCAUCAGACACACUAUAAACCACAAUGAAGCAAUGCUUUUUGCAUUGGGGGUAUAUCAGACACAGUGAAUCUGAAUGUAGAGAUCAACAUCCAGAUCUGAGGGACAGAAUGUGGCAGAGACUGGAAGAAGUGCAGCUGAUAUUCAGAGCAGCAGCAGCGUGGUGUGUCUUCGCCUUGUAGGUCACUGAGAUCACCUUAAGGCUGGAAGGAGUUUGUUUUCUUUUCUCUGUCUAGCAAGUGAAUUCAAGUCAGAGCUGCGUUCAGACUUGCUGACCUGAUUGCUUAGAAGCAAAUAAUGCAGUAUUUUAUAGGUUUGGGUUUUUUUUUUUAUUUUCUACUAUAAUCCCACUGCUUAUACUGCUUUCUUGUUUAUUGUUUUUAGUUAAUGUUCACAGAGCUUAAAACAAAGAAGGUCAGAUAUAGAGGAGAGAUAGAAGAUCAGUGAGUAGUGUAAAUGGAAAGCAUGCAACUGCUGAUAGAAAACUGCAUUUCAAAAAUUCACCCUUGCAACCUAUAUGGGUGGGGGGUUGGCCUCUUCUCCCACCUAAGUAGCAACAGGACAGGAGGGAAUGACCUGAAGUUGCAUUAGGGGAGGUUGAGGUCGGCCGUUAGGAAACAUUUCUUCUCUGAGUGGUCAGGCUGGCACAGGCUGCCCAAGGAGGUGGUGGAGUCACCAUCCCUGGAGGUGUUCAAGAAACAUUUAAAUGUUGUACUGAGAGACAUGGGUUAGUGGGGAAAUAUUGGUGGUAGGUGGAGAGUUGGAGUCGAUGAUCUUGGAGGUCUUUACCAACCUUGGUGAUUCUGUGAUUCUGCAUGCCAAAAACUGAAAAUUUCUUGAUUUGACAAAUACUUCUAAUGAGAAAGCAGGAACAUUUUGGCAGUGCUGAACCCUCAAUGGACUGUACAUUGGAGAGCGUAUAUGAAAGAAGACAACAUUCAACAGUGAACAGAAUGCUAUUCAUGUGAGCAGUUUCUAUUCAGCACAGUGACCUUCCCCCCCCCCCACCCUUCACCUAUUUCUGGAUCUACAUAUGAAAUUAAAAAGUCUGAAACUAAAACAAUUAUGUGUUUUCCACAACUUACUCUAUCGAGUUUUGGUUUUACAGUGUCUUGAUUGUGCUGUAACUUUACAAUCUUAAAUAAUUCUACAGAGGAAGUAGAUUGUCAGAGUAAUAAUGGCACUGGGCUUCUAAAUACACUGAAGGUGUAUUGUUCAUAUUUACACCUAGAAUAAUUUAUAGUGAGAGAAAUUCUCUUUUUCAUAAUGUAAUCAUUGGUAAUAUUUCAUUAGUGAACCCUUAUGUAUUUUUUUAAACUGCAGGUAAAUUGUGUUAAAUGAUGCAGUACAUACUUAAACUGGAGGGUGUUGUCAUGGCAUUGAUGGAGAUGCAUAUCGCUUGUAAUUUCUUUCGGUCGAGAUUUUAAUAGAGAUGUAGUUUUAAAUAGUAACCAAUGAGGAUUUCUUUUAAGGAGCGUCCAUUUAUAGAACUCAGCUGUUGAAGGUUGACUGUAGCAUUAGGCUUAAGUUUAAUCUCCUACAUACUAUAAUUUACAGGGCUGAGUUUAGUGCCUUGUUCUCCCAACUGAUGCACUUGUGGAGGGGUGGGGGUGUGAUAGUGAGGGAGAUGGGAAAGGUACAGGGAAAAUGUGCAGUCAGAGCCUGUAAAAACCUGCCAGAAUUAAAAGCAGAGCUAUUUGGGCUGAAGUUUUCCAUAGUAUGUUUUUCCCAGGCUAAAGAAAGUGGAUGUCUUCCAUCUUAGAGAAGGAAUGUGUUGGUGGUGUUUGUUUCUCUUAAUGCAAAAAAUCAACCAGACUCCACAGUCCUGUUCCUAGGUGAAGUUCAAAUUAAGAGCUUUUUGAAUUCACUGUUCAGAAGUGUUUUGGUGAGCUAAACUUAAGCAAGAAUAAGUCUAUUUUAUAUCACAUGAUGUUGCACUGUUCUGAAGGUACAUUUGAUAUGGAAUCUGGGUUUGCCAAAGGCCCAGACAGAAAGUCAUUGCUUCUUCAGCGUAUUCCAAAGUCUGGAGAGCAAGGCUCCUCUCUGUUGUUCUCUGUUGAUCCAGCCCAAGAUCAGACAAGGAAGAUGUGGUGGGUUUAUUUGGGUGGGGUUGUUUUUGAAAGUUGAUGCAUUCAGAUGUGUUUUUGUGUUACAGAAGGUAAUUAGCAUCUGGAUUAGUCACAACCCAGUGGUGUUCCAUUUCAGUUCUGUAGAAGUUUUGUCUGUGUAGAAGCCUGCCCAAUGACAAUGAUUUCUAGCAGUUCUCUGACCAUUUUCGGUCCAGUUAGUUUUCCAACUGUUACAUGCAAUUUCUCAUAUACUAACAUUAGAAAUUUCUUGCAAAGCAGGCUCUAGGCCUGGCAGUGCAGGCCCUCAUGGCUGCCCAGGUCAGGCUGCCUCAGUUCGUCCCAUUUUAACCAGCACGUUAUACUGUAAAACUGUGGUACCUGACUAGUGCCACAUCUAUUCAAAACAUUCUGUUUGCAUGCAUAAAACACUGUACUUAAAAUUCUCAUCAUUUCAGCUAUAACUGAAGCUCUUCUGAGUGUUUCCCAUUUCCCAGUCCUGUAGUGAUUCAUGUAAUUAUCUUAACAGUUUAAUGCUAUUCUAUUUAACUAGUGGUAUUAGUGUAAUAAUUGUCAUAUUAAAAUCUAAAAAUAUUGAAUUAGACAUUCUAAAAUAUAUUUUGUCAUUACAGAUAUAAGUUCUAAAAUAAAAAUGCUGCAUUUAUCUGGAUAGAGUAAUGAAUCAGAUUUUACUGGACGUAAUAAGAACUAAUAAAAGUACAUUAGGCAAACAAUGAAGGGCAAUUUAUUCACCUCACUAGAUGCAUAUUUUGAUUAGAAUUUAAUUUCAAAUGCCUGAUUUAGCUUCCUGCACCAAAAUCUACCAAUUGUUAAGAAACAUACAUAAAAGUUAGGAAAUUUGCCUCACUAGCUAUUUAUGUUUGUUAGACUACUGAUGCUGCUAAUGGGAAACAUUUUGUUUGACUAGAGUUAUGGGAAAUGACAGACUUCUUUUUCUUCUUUUUUUAGGACAGGCUUCCUGUUUCUGAGAAAAUAAUCUUUUAUCAUGCUUAGUGUCCGCUCCGUAUCUAGUGAAGUAUAACUAAUACCAUACAUAAAAUACCAACCAUUGCAUAUGAGAAGUAUGUUUAAGACUAGUGUUAAUCUACCAUUAUUUUGUACUGCUGCUUCCAUUUUAUUCCCAGUGAAUAAAUAAUGUGUUGUACAGAGUUAUUCUUUUCAUGAGUACAUCGUCAGUGUUGUGGAUUACUAAUUAUGCAAAUAGAAAAUUUUAUUUUAAUAUUGUUUUAGAAGCUUGAGAUUGCUGACUGAAAACUGCUUAUUUUUUUAAUUCAGUCUGUUAGGAGAAGGAUUGGCUGGGAAGAGUCUCAUUUUUCCUUUUACCUCAAAAUACUGAAGCAGGAAUAGAUCUGUGCAAGCUGAAAUGUGGGCCAGUAACUGGCCAGCAAUACUGAAGAGUUCUGUGUAGAUUAUACUUGUUCAGAUUGAUUUAGUUUGUGCUUGGUGAUCAGACUAUGAAAGAUGCAGUCUGGUAUAUCCUUGCAUGUUCUUGAAGCUUUCUCACCCUGGCAGUACCACUGUGUAUGCUCGGAUGAGUCUGAAGACAAACACAUCUCGUUCUGUGACUUUGGGUCACUAAAAGCUGUAAGGUGACUGUAAAAAUGGUGCUCUUGAAGUUGGUUAGGACAACAAAGAAUUAGUUUGCUGUUUAAGUAAACCUUUUUGUUACUGUCUAAUGCCAGAUGCAUUCAGUAGGAAUGCUGAAAUGAGCAGUAAAGCUUUUCAGCAGUUUUGCCUGGGCAGGAAAGGUGUGGUGGGACACUUAAAUCUGCAGAGAGCAGGACAGUGUGUUUUCAAUCCUAGGGUUGUGGGGUUUUUUUGUUCUCCAUUAACUAAAAACUGGUAUGAAGCCAUUACAGCCUCAAUGCAGGAAAUUAGCUGCAAUACAAGAGAAGAUUGUACUCAAAUGAAAAUAAUUCUGCGCGUGUUCAACACCUGCAGUUCUAUAUCAGCGUAGAUCAUUUGGGUCUAAAUCACUGCAUAACAGGGCAGGCUUUUGUUGGGUAGCCUGGCACACAGCAUACUUUUCCAUUAGGUGAAAAUGCAGCAGAAGGUCUGUAGCAAAAAGAAAAAAAAAAAAAUUGAACUUUGAGAAGAAAGGUCUGGUGUCUGUCAUUGGGCUACUGAACAGUCUGGUUGACCCAUUGCUUUUUGAACUUAAUGGAAAUUUAACAGCUACGGUCCUGCAAGAGGAUUCUCAAAACACAGCUGUAGACAGUGUGAAGAAAUAGCUCUCCUUUUGUUUUGAACCUGCUGCCCAUCAGCAGUCACUUCCUGUCCACCUUCAUUAUAAAUGUGUAUCAUAACCCUGCUCUGUCAUCGCUUUUCUAGUUUGACAAGUCCACAUCUGUUUAAUUGUCACUCUGGUAGAGACUGUCCGUGUCCUUGCCACGUCUUUGUAUCUGACUCAGCCCUCCUAAACCAUUUUUGAAAGGAGGGAAGCAGUGGUAUCACAUGCCAUAUUUCUUCACUAACAUUUGACCACUACAGAACACUGAGAUGAUAAUUACAAGACCGGUAUCUCAUUACUCUGUAAUAAUAAAGAGACCAUCAUUUUGUAUAUAAAAUUAAGAAUUUUUUCUUCCAUGUCUUCCAUUUUUUUCUGCCAUGACACUUCACAUUUCUCUACAUUGGACUUCUUUUACUAUUUCAUUACACCAUUCAGCAGCAUUAGGUCUUUCUGCAAUCUGCUGGUUUUUAUCUUUCGUUCUCUGAGUAAUUAUAUACUGAAGAUCUUGUUCUCUGGCUAACUGCCUUCUUUUUUUGAACUGCUUCUGAGUAUGUUGGAUAGUUCUGGCCCUAAUGCAGACCCUUGCUGCGUGCCCCUGGUGAAACUCUUCAAGAAAACCAACCAUCUUCACCUCUUCUUGCCUAGUAGGUAUUUAGCUAGCCUUCAUGGGAUGGGGCUGGAGUCCUCCUUCCCCUUCCUUGGCAGCUACCUUUCCUCUAAGAAACAUGAAUACAGUUUCAUUUCACUUGGAAAUUUAAGUAGACAGCAUUUAGUGGAUUUCUCAUGUCCGCACGUUCAUUUAUGCCUUUCAGAAUAUUUGUGACUCAUAACUACAUUGACGUUUUCCCAGUAUAUCAUAAUACGUUUACUAAUUUGGUUCCUUCGUAUAUGGUUUCUACCACCCUGACCUGGGUACAUUUCAGACUUGCUGCUGUUCAUUUAUCUGUGCUCUCCCAAAGGUGGAUGUUAUCUUCUGAACUUUGAUACAAGAGGCUUUUUAGUGAGAGGCUUUGCUUGCAGGUUGGAAGCUCAAUAAAUGUGUUUGCGAGUUCUGGGAGCUCCUGGACAAAUGGAAUUGGUUUGUGCUUGCCAGCCUGCUUUGCAGCCACUCUGUCAGUCCUUUAGUUAAAGAUGAAAUCUCAGCAUUACUGUUGUAUUCCAUAAAACAACCCCAAACCUUCUGAGCCAUCAAAGUCUUUUGUCAGGGCUAGAAAACAAGCAAAUUCUAUUUUUGUGUGUAUUUGUGCAUGCGUACAUUUCUGUGUGGAUAUUUAUAUAUUAACUGUUAAAGCUGUUGCACUCUGACUGCAACAGUAGCCUUAAUUCUGGAAUAACUACUAGGGAGCAAUUUAUUAUCACUGCCUGCAUAAAUGAGAUGGAAAAAAUGGAGCUUGCUGAAGAAGAAAACGGAGGUCUUUCAUGUGAAGGAAGUGGCUUGAAUGUAACUAAUUUUCCUCUCCUUUCAUGAGAAUUUCAUGCUGGUAGAGGCAAAGUGUUCCAUUUGGCCUGAGCUGAAAUCUCUUUUACAAGACUGAAGUAAAAACAGAGGAAAUGAAGGGAAUAGGUUUACAAAAUGAUUUGUGUCCUGGUACCCACUAGUUUGGAGAUCGGUACAGUUAUGUGUGAUGUGGGACAUCCAAUUUACCCUUUUUGUCCCAAAUCUGAGGGGGUCUUAGAGAAAAAUAAAGCCAGUUACAGAAUCCUCAGAGAACUAUAAAUGGAUACUUGGAAAAAAGAAUCUAUAGUAGUAUCAACUCUGUAUUAUUGGAUCAGUGGUAACCACUGCCAUGUCCUGAAUAUAAAGUAACUUUGAGGACAAUCAGGAUGCUCAGACAGCAGUUAUCAGUGUUGGGUUGGUUGACAAAGACUCACCAUUCCCUUAUGGUUCAUUCUGUGUCAUUGCAGCGCAGCUGAUGUCCAGUCAGCCUGUUGGGUGGAGAUCCACGGCCUAUUAUAUACAUGCACUGAGUUAAAUAUUCUCUUGCACAUGACACGAUAAUACCCCACUUGUCCAGUAAUAUUUGUCCUAUCAGGGUCAGGUGGGUUUUUUUUUUGCCAAAAGGCAAAAAAAGAAUAAUAAUAAUAAUAAAUAAUAAUUUAAAAAGAAUUUUUUUUUUUUUAAGUGAAAAGCAGAGGAAGGGCAUACACAAGAAUGUAACACACAGCCCCAUUGGCACAGUCACAUUUCCUCACUUGGACUUCGGUAAGUGGUGAAAACUUCACCUAGGGUCUGCCUGUCAGACCUGGGAAGAUGUGGAAUAUUUUUGGUUUCCUUCUCUUCCUUGGCCCGUGUCCCUGCUACUUCAGUCAGCCUUACCUGGCCUGUUGGAACCAGUCAGAUCAAAACCAGCCUGUCUGUAAUUGGGAAAGGGUGAGAAUGAGAGGUCAACAAAAAUACUGAAGUGGGGAACGUACUUAGCAGAGCUUUUUGCUCUGUUUUGUUUUGUUUCCUUCCUUAAGGAAACUAGGCAGAGAGGUCCCUUGGGAUGUUCUUUGUAUCCAGUCUAUGUUGUGUUGACUUCUUCACUUGUAUCCAACAUCAUUUUCACAACAUUAAGAAAGAAAUUCAGAAAUACUAGCCUGCAAUGUCUCACACACAUUAUAGUUUUGAGAUCACUGCAGUAUCUAAGUAUCAUUCCCCAAUUAAGGAGUUCUUGGAAACAGAUGAAAGCUUCAGAAAACUUUUAUCUUGCAGCUGACAUGGGCCAAGCAAUGAUCUGCCUGUGCACGAUCUGCAGCCAUUCCUCCUCGCCACAGAGUGGGUCGGGAUUGUCAGAACCCUCAUAGCAAACCGCUGUGGGCAGGCAGGAGCAGACAGAGCUGAGUUGUUACUCAUGCCCUCUUUUAAGGAUGCCUGGUUGUUGUGAUCCCAUGAGCGACCGUUUCAUUCUUCCUAUGAUGAAAAGUCAAAAGGUGAAGGCAGAUUUUGGAAGUGCGGGCAGUGAGGUGAAAUGCCUUCCUUCCACGCAUUUCUGAAGCCUGUGCCACCAAAACCUGGCAAGGUUGGCGUCAGUCUCUUCUGCUCUUCCAUCCACAGACAGAGAUUCAAGUUACUCAGUAGCCCACGUGCUAAGACUCCUUUAUUUCCAGUUGCUUAUCACAUGAUGCAGUUAUGUGAAGAAACGACAAAGUUGUUACCAGCAUUUACACCAGAAGCAAUGUUUAAGCAGACAGCUUGUUUUGUCUUUGUGUUUUGAACUCACAGUCUGGAUGUGGCAAUUCUAGCUAGAUAGUAUCAGGUAAAAUGAAGUUCAAAUAACAGAUAACUUGAGAAUAAAGCAUAAUGGUUUCAUGAGAGCUACAGAAACAAAUAUAUUCCACUCCACACUUCACACAUUCAGCUUGCUAAAUGCAAGGCUUCGCUACAGCCAUCAGCUAUUCACUGAGUAUUGUAUGCCUCUUCAUUUUCAUUUCAGUUCAGUUCCCGGGGUUUGGUUCCAUAGUUCCAUUUUAUAAAACAAAUCUUUCCAGUUCUUAAACUGAAUCUUAGUUUAAUGUCACUUCAGUAGAAUUGCCUUGCAUCUUGUUUUUGUUUCAUAAAGUUUGACAUUUAAUGUAGGAUUAGAUUGAUUUUAUUUCAUUUUUUUCUAGACACAUACAUCACAAAAGAGAAAACACAAUGCAAGUAUUUUAUUUCAUCUUAAAGGAAAGUUAGAGUAUCUAUUGGAAAGUCAUGUUUAAUGACAAAAGGGAUAUACAUACAACAGCUACAUCUCUGAAGUCAGAAUUGCACAAUAUCAGUUGAAAAGCGAGUAUAACAGGUGACACUUUUGCCUGUUGAUGACUGAACAAAACUGUCAUCCCUGCUGCUUCGUUGUAUCACACCUUUCUUUUGCCAAUUUCCCUUCUCAGCUUCAGCAAAUACCAAAUAUACUUCACUCCAGUCUUCCCCAACAUGAUUUUGAGGAGUCCACCACUACAUAUCUCGUUUCAUUUUGUUUUCCAGUUUAUGAGAAAAUCUGUUUGAAAAUGCACCAUAGCCUCGUUUUAGAUUAAUUAACAUAAUCAUCUGAAUCUUUCUUAUGUGUCUGUGUUAACACUCAGCUAACUGAAGGUCUCACUUGGGCUUUCGGUGUCUGUAAAGGGAGUUGCUCCAUAGCAAAGCUUUGCUUAACUCCAUUUUGUAAAGCACAUUUAUGGAGUUACGUGAGAUGCAAAGGUAGCUUUUUCUUUUAUGGUAGAUUUUAGAGCCGUAAUUUUGCAUUCUGCAAAAUGCUAUACAACUUCUGCUCACAAAAAAAAGAAUAAAGAAAAGCUCACAUUCAGUUAAGUCAUGCAUAUAAGUUAUAGGGUAUUUCAUCACAAAUGAUCUUAGUGGGCAGCCCAGGCAGCAAAAAGCUGGAUGUCUCAUUCAGAUGUACCUUCUCUAAAGCUGGAUGUACGUAAUUCCAGUAUGGUGUGUUUAAUGCACGCAUGCCUGUGCUGCUUGUGGUGUUGGUGAUGGUGCUGCUGCCAGCAGCAUGCGCAGAAGGAAGCAUGGAGUUGUGACAGAGGAAGGGCUCGCAGCCUUGCUUCACUCGCAGAGGAAGCUGCUCACUGCUGGCAUUUGUAUUGCAGUUCAUGCUGGGUUUUUAAGGCAGUAUUUCUCCCUGCCUGGGCCUGUUUCUUUUUGUCUUUUCCUUCUUUUGUUAUGCUGGAAUUCUUAGUGCAUUUCACAUAAUGCACGUAACACGUUUACGCAGUGCAUUUCAGUGGAUGAGACAGCAGCAGCGCUGCCUUAUGCUGGUUAUGCCUGUUAAGCUUUGCUGUUCUUGUUUAUAUCAUAUGAUUUUCUUUAAAGCUCAAUUUCAGCUGCACCGCACUGAUCAGUCACCAGCUGGUCUUUACAGUGUUCCAAUUACCUGGUAGUUUGGAAGAGGUCUGUUUUUCCUUAAGUAAUGGCCAUCCCAUAGAUCCCAUGAUCUAACGCCCUCCAGGCUGAAGGAGGACCACGGGUACACUGCAGGCAUGCUGUGCACAGCUGGCUCCCUUGGGAUGCCUUCAGUCAGCGAGGUUUGGUUUGGUUUGGGAGAAAUGGUUUUAGGAUCUGAGUCUGAAAGUGUUCUGUCAAGAACUUCACUCAGGUUUCCUAAGUGCUGACAAAGCUGAGUGGCUGCAGCACUAAGCCAGCACCACUCCUAUCCUGCCCAGGGGCUGGAGCCUGCUCAGCUUCAUGGGGGUGGUGCUGUAGCAACACCCUGAGACUGCAGCACGUGUUACGUUUCUGGUUUGCGUCACUGAAAGGUGGGAUUCUUCAGGAACUUGUGAAGCAUCGUGUAUUUUGGUUGUUUAGGAAAUAAAGUGCACCUUAUUACAAAAACUAAACUCUGCUUUUCGCUAGGAGCAAUACAUUUAAUUGAGAUCAUCUAGAAAUAUGCAUAAGAAGUGUUGCCGGAUGAACCUGUGGUAAUUAAUAACUUGUUUAAUUGGAAGAAUUACAGUACUGAUUAUUGUAUAUAGAACCAUGCUAUGGCUUAAAAUACCUUUUUUUUUUUUUUUCUGUAGAUUGCUCUGUCCAAUGGAAGAAUGUUGAAAUACCAAGUAUCAGUACUAUUGCAAAAAAUAAGACUAUUUAUCGUGUGGGCUUUCCACACACCAUCACACAGUGCAGGUGUGGAAAUGCAGGCUUACCUGUGCUGAGGUGGGAUGUGUCAACACCCGUACGUGAGGAAGUCAUUCAGUACUUGCUUUAAAUGAGUGAAGGCAAAGGGGAUUCUCAUCUAAUUGCACUGAUGCUCGCCCUACAAGAGGAAGGGGUGAGCUGCUGAUCUCUUCCACUGCCUCUCAUGUUCAGCAGAGGUAGAAGUGUGCCCAUUCCACCUCCAGAGCGAACGUUUCCUGGCAGAGGCCUGGCGGGCUGUGUGGGGCCAUGCAGGCCCUGAGCCGCCCCUCUGCUCAGCUCUGACUUCUGUGGUGAUCUCUGCUGGGAGGUGAUUCUUUCAGAGCUGUUGCUCAGCGUUCUUUUUUUUUUCUUUUGAGAUAAUUUUGUACUGUGUCACUGCAGCAGUGCCUUCCUGUAAACAGGGACCAGACCUCAGGCACUGCAGGGAAAGCAGUUGUGAAUAGAAUGAGAAGAUACCUUACAAUUAAAUCACUAUUUCCUUUAAUUGAGCGUCAAAACUCUUUGACUUCUGCCAUUCAAACAGAUAUUCCAUUCAUGUGUUGGGGAAACGUUUGGAGGCAUAUGCAGGAUUGUACUUCUCCCGGGGUUAUUUUUCUUGGAACUUAAUGUCGUUAACUUCCAGCAAUGUCUGCAGCUGGCUGCCUAAUAAAAAUAUCUUGCAUUCCUAGAAACAGUAGAAAUUGUACGGAUGACCAGAAUGACCAAACAAUUUUAAAAUGCAACCCACAUGGUUACAUUAAAAUGUGUUUUGUUUUACUCAGUAUGAAUCUAAACUAAAAGAUUAGCUGCAGCGAUGUCUAGCAGUGAUCUUCUUUAUGGGGAUCAUCCAUCCACAGAAAAGUUCUCCAAGUACUGUAGCAGUUCACUUUUGUCACUUUGGGUGCAUUCCAUCUUAUUUCAAAGCUACUGAAGGCAUCCUGAUUUCUGUUGCUUUAGUGAUCUGGCCUUCCUUCUUGUGUAGAAUACUCAUGUAGGGUUGAAAGAAAUAAAAUACUGAUGUUCUUGUGGUACAAAUGAAUUUUCACACCUAACAGUGUUGCACUGUCUUUCAUACUCUUUUUUUUAUUAUUAUUAUUUAUUUUGCAAUGCCAGAUUCUUAGUUUAAAGUAGUAAAACUUUGCUCUUUGUAGAACUUCAGUUUAAGGCAGUGACAAUGUGUUGAACCUAGAACUGAAUGAAAGGCAUGGCUUUUAGUUAGCAAAGAGAACAAAUGGUGCACUGACGUAUUUCUAAUUCAUCUCCUAUUUGAGGACGCAAAUUAAAAAUGUAAAACGUUUUGUUGUUUUAAGUUAAGAUUUGGGAGAAUUUUCAGUGGCAGGGCUGGAUUUUUUUUUGUCAUGAAGCAGCUGAGUGUCACAAGCAAGGUACUAAUAGUGUGACAGCACCGAGUCGCAAGUCUGGCAAAGCGCGCUGGGUGCAGAAGCGCUGUAGCAAAUGGCUGUUAGGUGGCUGUCCCCGGGCGCGCCGAGUCGCCCACGAAGCAGGUCUGCUGUACAAAGCUCUGCAGCAAUCGUUUGUUCCAGGGCGUCGUUCUUGAAAAUGAAGAAGGCUGUUUCUUAUUGAUGUAUAUAGGUAGUGAACAAAGAGCUUGUCUCCUUUUGUGACCAGUUCUUUACAGACUCCUGAUUAUGUUUCUGAAAAUAGUCUAUGAAGAGGUACCCAUUCUUACCACAUUUACUGCAUCCUCUUUACUGGGUGAAGCUGUGACGAAGAGUGCAGGGUGAGCUGCAGCCAGCAGCGUGGUGCAGAGUAUCAGAGGUAGAAACCAGACUGUCAAACCUCAUCAUCUCUCCAGGAUGCUUUUUCUGUCGGUGAUGUCGGCGCGGCUGUGACUGGGCCAGGCUGUGUCUUGCUGGGCACCUGAUGGGGCUCAAAUCGCCCUGUGGCAUGCUGUGCAGAGGGACAGCACCCGCUCUGCUCAUCUCACCUGUCUGUCCCUGCUCACAUCUCCAUCUUCCUUGCCCAUAGUGCUUCUGCAGCUCACCUCACCUUUAGGGAGACUAUUCAACUCCCUAUCAAAAAUAGGAGAAAACUAUGCACUUGGAUUUGGUGUUCAUGUUGGGGGUUUUUUUUGUUUGGGUUUUUUCUUUGGUGGCUUCACACCUUUCCUCCUUUCAUUUGUUAGUUUUCAGCUGAUUUAGCAAGCAAAGCUGGUGAAUACCAGAGGCAGUGCAAAGAAAAAGGGAGAGUACGUGGUCCAGUGGGAACAGCAGCAACAAUUAUUAAAUCAGCUUGGCCUGUCUUAUGUAAACUACAAUUGUAAAAGCAUAACUUUUGGAAAGGACGCCUUUCCUUGAAGAUGAAAGAUUUGCUGUUUGCAUUAACCUAGAAGUGGUGUUUUUCUGGGCUAUACCAGUUCAGAUUUGAGUAUUGUUGUGGUAGUUGGUAUGUACGGAUUGAUGGUAUCUCCAGGUAUUAGUGGCAGUGUGAUACUUCCCCCUGAAAGGUGUGCUCAUCUCUAACAGGAAUUCAGAGCCCCAAAGGGAUGUGCUAAGGAGAAAGCUUUAAUGUAUGGAGUCAUUUAAUGUUAAUGUUAUCAAAAACCACAGAAAAUUGACAGGGGAUGACUGCACAACUAAAAUUCCAUAUCCGUUGACUGAAUAGGAUUAAAGUAAAAGUUGUAAAUCGUAGAAAAUGAGACUCAGAAGAAAACAAAAGUGGUGAGGUUUGCCAGACUGCAUAUGCAGAAUAUUGGCUUCUGCAGCACUGCAUUCAGAAGGGAAGAGGUAGAAGACUGAAUUGGAGACUCUGCAAAUACUUCUUGAACUUACCUAGGGAUGGCUUUUACUGUAUGUUAUCUGUGUUUAGUGCAGUGGCACUGUUACAGUUUCUUAAAGGCUAGAGAUCAGAACAAAAUAGGUAAGGAACUUUCUAUGUUUUAAACAUUUUUACUGUUUUUAUAAUCUUAGGAUUUUCUAUUAUUAAUUCUGUGAGUGGAAAAUACACCUGGAAGGCUGAUAGCGGUACGUGCAGCCUAAAAACAGUGGAAAAAAAUGGUGUGUAAUUCAGGAGUAAAGAAAGGUAGGAAUAAUACCUGCAUUUCUCCCGUGCAUCCAGGUGACCUGUAAGAUACAUUUUCUAAUUGUACUUCUGUACAUAAAAGAAGUACAAGUAUGCUUCUGUAUGUUUCGAUAAAUACACUCUGGUCUAUUUUCUGCAUACCCACCACAAGCAAUUAAAUACCAGUUUGACAGUUUGAGUCGACUUUUUUGCGACUUAGAAUAUAUUUUUGCAAUACUGUCAAAAUGUGUACAUCCAUACACGAAAACAGUGGUGUGAAUAUACAUUAAAUUGCUAGUUCUAAUGCAGUACUAAGAGGCUGGCUGAAACAAAGCCGUUAUUAGUAGUUCCAAUUAAGUCAGCAAGAGAUCCCAAUAUUACCCGGGAUUCUGGAAUCUCUAAAAAGAAAAGAAAUGCAACUUUGGGGUGCUCAUGAACAUUAUAUAGCAUUGCACAGGUGAAGCAACAAAGAUCACUGAAUCACAGAAUCACAGGGGUUGGAAGAGACCUCAGGAGAUCAUUGAGUCCAACCUCCUGCUAAAGUAGGGCCCUUACAGUAGGUCGCACAGGUAGGUGUCCCAACAGGUCUUGAACAUCUCCAUAGAAGGAGACUCCACAACCUGUCUGGACAACCUGUUCCAGUGCUCUGUCACCUUUACCAUGAAGAAGUUCUUCUGCGUGUUUGAAUGGAACUUGCUAUGUUAAGUUUUAGGUCACUGCUCCUUGUCCUGUUGCUACACACCACUGAGAAAAGCCUGGCCUCAUGCAUUUGCUUCCCACCUCCCUUUAGAUAACUACAACCAUUAACCAGAUCCCCCCUCAGUCUUCCUUUCCUCAGACUAAACAGACCCAGGUUACUCAUCCUUUCGUGAUGCUCUUGUUUCCUCUAACUUGGUUAACAUUUGAGACUUUUCCCAUCUAACGCAUUAAGGAAGCAAUGUGCAUACAAGGAAACUUAGGAAAGCACUACAUUGUCCAGCAGCAUCGCCGCCACAAGAAACACUAUUUCUGUGUAUUUUUACUUGUGCCUUCAUUCUUUAUGUAUCGUUUAACAUGAAUCUUUUUAAAAACAUUCAGAAGCUUUCAGGGUGCUAGCACAGUAGAAAGGGUUGUACAAGAGGAGCGCGGAAGGGUUUGUUGUUUCUGAGCAUGCACAAAGAACUGCAGAUUUGAGCGUUGGAGGAGCGUUAUUCCUCUUUGGGUUAGCUUCAUCUGUUACUCUAGAUGCAUGUAAGUGUUAUUCCACACCCAGAGUGGUACUGCUGAGCUCCAUGGCACUUGCGAGGUGCCCAAGUGUUGAGAUCAUCGUUUGUAAGUAACUGAGAGCAAAGUCUGGUUUUUAUGUGAUUGUACAGAAUUAAGUGUAGCUAUGUUUUGGGAAGACAAUGUGAUCGUCUCUUGUUAUUUCAGCUUGCUUAGACAAUUUAGGUUGGAAGUUGUACAGCAAGAAAUCCUUGUUCAGCUCAAAAUGGGGGGGAAAAAAUGCUUUUAAUUUUGUUGUUAUGGUGUUUCAUUUUUAAGAAAAGAAACUUAUCUCUAAAGACCCCCUCUGGACUACGGCCAAGAAGGAGAAACACAGUAAAAAGGAACUUUCUUAGGAAAGCAGAGACAGUAGGCUGUCUUUUCUUUUGCUGUUAAAGUACUUGAAGCUAUUUUAAAAAUAUCCCUUGAAUUCCUCUAGAAUGCCAGGCCUUUCUGGAGGAGCAGCUCUGAAAAUUUGGGACUGCUGAGGCAUCAGCCUGAUCUGUAAGAUAACGUGAGCAUAACUGAAUGUCUGUCAAGCAGCACUUGCUAGUCAAGGAUUUGUACUUUUUCUCAGUACAGUAACAGUUGUUUGAUUUGUUUAUGAUGUAUCAGGAGUGUUUUAUAGGCUGCAAACAUAGCUUUGGUAGAGCGCCUGUCCGAAAACGGAUGAGAUGGUUGAUGUGGUGGAGUUGUCGAGUCGGGACACUGGGAAUUCAUAGAAAUCUGUUCCCUGCUAAAUAUGGUUUAGAUUGGUGACAGUUUUUUCCAGGAGCCUGCGCACAUGAUCGGCUAGAGCUUUAGGGAUUUGUCUGAGAUGAUCUCUGCAGAUAAAAUCAGCGGAAUUUUGGCUUUCCCCAAUGUUCUGACCUACACUGCUCUGAGCUCCUCUUCCCUCCACCGGUGCAGAAAUAUCCAUGGCCCUGAAACAUUUGAAAGUGGGCUUCAGAGUGAGAUUAAUACGUCAUUACAGAAAGCCUUCUUGAAACAGUUAAUACAGCUGCUGCUCAGAUAUAUGAGCUGGUAUUUCAAUUCUGUGUUGGGUUUAUUUUUUUGCCUGAAGUCAGCUCUGUUGUUUUUGCCAGUGCUGGGUUGCUGAAGCUGUAGCCUUGUUUCUAGGUGGAAAAAAAAAAAAAAAAAAAAAAGAAGCCUGCCUGUUGACCUACCUAGCACUAUGAGGAAAUAAAAUUAAUUCUGUCACUAUUUUAGGCCCGCGGAACUUGAGCAAGAAGCACACAUAACUCCCAACAGAUUGGACUCUUAUUUCUGCAUUUUAAAGUUCUAGUCCCACAACGCACUGCAGACUGGCAGUGUCCAUAUAUUAGGUGCUAAAGAGGCUUCUUAUUUUUAAAAUUCAGGUCCUUCUAUUGAAAAUUGCAUGGGAAUACUCUUUUGUUGCGCAGCAUCGAAAGAAGUAAAGUAGCUCCAGGUGGUGUUGGCGUGAUGCCCUUUCUGAACAGGGACAAACCCAGCUCCACCGGUCCAAACCCAGCAACAGAAGUGAGAUUUUCUUUUCAAAACAGUCUUAAAAGCACCCAUGUCUACUGCUAAAUGGGCAGUCUCCUUCAUGUUCUUACGGAGCAGUACUCUUACCUGAGCCACACUCAACCGUGCAGGCUGCAAGGGAAUCACUUUCUGUUGCUCUUUGUUUCUCAGCCACUCAAUUAAGGCUCGUGAGAUUGUGAGAUGAGCGCAGAGUGUCAUCUUGAAAAAAAUAAAAUCCUUUUUAUUAUCUACAGUGAAUUGUAUUUCUCACUCUUGGCUUCUUUUGUUUUCAACCUCCUUAAAGGUUCUGGGUUCUGUAGCUGGAACUUCUGCACUAAGAUUCUAGGAAAAAGGUUACAUUGUAGUGCUUUGUGAAUAACUGAGUAUAUACUUGUCCAUCAUUAGCAGAAGCUGUCUCUCCUAGUAUAGCGUUGUAUAAGGAAAAAUAUUUACAGGAAGUUCACCUAUAAGGGAAAUGUCUGGGGUCUUCAUCUCAACUGAAGAAGUUCUCUCACAUUUAAGUAAGAGUUUUGAUAUUGUUGUUAGAUUCCCCUUUUUAGACUGAAAACGAAAGCGUUGGAUAUCACUUCCCGGAGCACUGGUUCAGGCAGUCUCUUGAUGGAUCACUUAAGGCACUUUAUUUUAAGAUAUGGAAAAGGGGCAACCCCCUGGAUGUACCUUAGACAAAAGCUAACAUCAGCCUUGCUUGUCAGAUAGUGCCUUUUUAUUUUCAGGUGGUGAAAGCAUCGUUUUAAACUGACAAGGCUGUUUGUAUGGUUACUACGCAUCUUCCUGCUCCCCAAAAAAUUGGCAUUGGAGGGUUAUUUUGUUUUCUCCGUGGGAGUUGACUCUUCCUUAACGUUACCAGCUGCUAGAAUUUAAACAUUCAGAACGGUGCUGUGACUUGCCAUUCAAGAACCGGGAUCUUAUUUAUUUUAUUCUGUCUCAUUAAUCUUUGGCUUCUGUAAUCCUCUCUUCUGUGAGGGAUGUGCACCCAUAGUGAAUGCUUCCCAUUCAGAAAUCCCAGAAGCAUUACUGUGCUCAGGUAGGCUCAUGCCCCAAAUGCAGUUUGUUGUGGGGUUUGGUUUUUGUUUGUUUGUAUGUUUUUCCUUCAAGCCCCACACCGAAAUGAAACGAGAGGGGGGAAAAAAGCCACCACCACAGGUUAUGCACCUUCAAAGACGCACUGGCUCCACCUGCACAGUCUGGGCUCUGUUUUGGGCCCAGAGGCUCAGGAGCCCUCAUAUCCAGGUCUGUCUUCUCAACUGGAGCUGCGCCAGGCGCUGCAGCACCCCCACUGAGCCCAUCUUUGGGAGGGCUGCUUUGUCUGCUCGCGCUGCCCAGCCCCUGCCUCAUCCACAGGGGUCUCUGGCAGUGUUCUGUGAGUCAGAGAGGUGCAGGUAAAUAGGGGCCGUUCCCUCGCUGCCCUUUGGGACCCUGCAGAGGUGGGAUGGUGACCAGCUGGGGAACACAGGGCCAUCUCUGAGCUGAACAAGAGGGAGCAGAGCUCCACAUGUGCGCAAAUGUAUACAUGCUAAGUUGUAAGGCAGCUGUAAGUGCCUUACGAGUUGAGCUUGUGUUUGUCACUGCACUUCAUGUUGGCCACAGCUGUGAGAAUAGAUCUGCGUUAAGCUGAGGUCCCAUGCUGGCACGUUGCAGUGGAAGUUCUGGGCUGGCUUUCUGGAUGCGGCUUCUCUGCCGCAGGUGGUUGGGCGUUGGGCUCGGUGAGCCCCGGGGGUCCCGCACAGCUCGGGAUAUUCUGUAAUUCCGUACAGUUGACAGCUGUUCAGAAGGACUCGGAAACGUUGGCACUUCUGCGCCGGUUCCGGGCCGUUCGCCGUUCGGGACCUUCCUGGCUGUCAGCGGGAGCACGGAGGCUGAAGAACGCGGCGCAGGCCUUCGGCAGGGAGCAUGCGCCGGGCCGCCUGUUUACAGCGCGCUGCCCCGGGCUGCUGCCGCCGGCGGCCGCUCCGGCAGGGGGCGCUCACGGCGCCGGGCGUGCCUGAAGCGGAGCCGCGCGGGGUGCGGCCGUUCCGCGGCGUGGGGCUGCGCGCCGGCAGUACCUCCGGGCGGCGGCCGCUCCGUCCCCCGGCGCCUCCCGGAGCGGGGCUGCGGCGGCGGACGGGGCGGGGCGGGGCGGCGGUACGGCGGCGUGCCCAAAUCGGGAAGCGCCGCCGCCGGGCUCCCGGCGGGACUUUGGCCCCGGCCUUAUCUGCGCCGUGAUUUCUUUUUUUUUUUUUUUUUCCAACCGUAUCGGCGUAGCGCUGUGCAAAUAACGAGCGCUCGUGCUGCCUGCGGACUCGGAAUCUCACGUACUCUGCGAUGGUCGCUUUUGCUCCGGCGCUCCGGAGUCCGAGCGCUGAUGCCGAGUUCCGGCGCGGGCCGUGUCGCUGCCCCUCACAGGGGUACAGAGAGACUGAGAAACCUCCGCCAGAGCCGCGUGCAGACGGGUUGCCGGGAUUUCGCCCUUUUUCAUAAACGAAGACACGGUUCAAUGUGCAAACCUUCCCCUUCUCCAGCUUCUCCAGCUUGCAAUUCCAGGACAUCCCUAGUACAGAUGAAACCGAAAUCCUGUAUCAGCGGCCAUAACCCUGUCAGCAGCAACUCAAAGCCAUUCAAAACGCCCAAAGACAAUCUACUUACCUCCAGUAGCAAACAGCACACAGUCUUUCCUUCAAAAGUUUCGAGGGAUAAACCAUGUGUUCCUGUUCCAGUAGUCAGUCUAGAGAAAAUUCCUAACCUAGUGAAGGCAGAUGGUGCCAAUGUUAAAAUGAAUUCUGCAACCACUACCACCAUCACCUCCUCCUCAGCCUCUUCAUCCACCAUACCUGCUCCAACCUUGGUUAAAUCUGGUUUGACAUCCAAGUCAGUGCCGCCAUCGCCAGAAAAGAUUCUGAACGGCAAAGGAAUUAUAGCUCCAUCAAUAGACAAGAAACACCAAAAUGGCACUAAAAGCAGUAAUAAGCCUUACAAAAGACUUUCAGAAAGAGAAUUUGACCCAAAUAAACACUGUGGAGUACUGGAUCCUGAAACAAAGAAACCUUGCACAAGAUCGCUCACCUGCAAGACUCAUUCACUUAAUCAUCGACGAGCAGUUCCAGGCCGUAAAAAACAGUUUGACAUCCUUCUAGCUGAACACAAAGCUCGAUCCAGGGAAAAAGAAGUCGCAAAAGACAAAGAGCAUCCACCAUCGGCAAGGGAAAGCUAUCAGAGCCAGCCCACACCAGCACAAGACUCUCUGUCAGGAUCUUCAGUGAACUCUGGGCAAGAAUCUAAAGUAACAUCUCCUGCAAAAUCUAGACCACCAAAUUCUGUACUUCCAAGACCGUCAUCUGCAAAUAGCAUAAACAGCAACAGUUCUUCAAACCACAGUGGGUACGUACCAGAACUGCCACUGCCUUCCAUGGGAGGAGAUUUAACUAGUAGAUUGUCCAGUGAUGAAGGAGAAGUGGAUGGAGCUGAAGAAUCUGAGAAAUUAGACUGUCAUUUUUCUGGACACCAUCCCAGACCUCUUGGGUUCUGUUCGUAUGGUAGUCGCUUAAUGGGAAGAGGGUACUAUGUCUUUGACAGAAGAUGGGACCAUUUUCGAUUCGCACUAAACUCCAUGGUAGAAAAACACUUGAAUUCACAGAUGUGGAAGAAAAUCCCUCCUGCGGCAGACAGCCCCAUGCCUUCUCCAGCAGCACACGUCUCCACUCCCUUUCCAGCCUCCGUCUUACAACCCUUCAGCAACCCCAGUGCAGUGUAUAUUCCUUCAACACCUAUCAGCUCAAGAAUCACUUCUUCUUACAUAAUGACAUCAGCCAUGUUAUCAAACGCAGCCUUUGUGACGACAUCAGAUACAAAUUCCAUUAUGUCACACACUACAGCUUUUCCUCACGUGGCUGCAAGCCUAAGUAUCAUGGACUCAACCUUCAAGGCGCCAUCAGCUGUGUCACCAGUGCCAGCAGUCAUCCCUUCCCCAUCCCACAAGCCAUCCAAAACAAAAACCAGCAAAUCCUCAAAAGUAAAAGACUUGUCAUCUCGCAGCGACGAGUCUUCAAGUAACAAAAAGAAGAAGCCGCAGUCGUCGUCAUCCUCGCUAUCUUUGCAGACAUCUUCCUCGUCUUCAUUUUCAGGGUCCCACAAAAAGAACUGUGUCCUGAACACCAGUUCGACUUUGAACUCCUAUCAGGCUACAUCUUCCUAUAACAGUAUGUCUGUGCACAAUACAAACAAUGGAACAAGCCCACUCAGUGCCAAAUUGGAGCCCUCAGGACGGACUUCAUUAUCAAGUAGUUCAACAGACUCAGUGAAACACAUGAGCAUGGUAGUAAGCAGUAUUGACUCUUCUAAUCUGUCUGUACCUUCUCUUGUGCACCACUCAGGGGACCACUCCCUGGGAGCACAUAAUGCAGUGUCUUCUCUACCCCUUUCUUUCGACAAAUCAGAAGGAAAAAAACGUAAAAACUCUAGUUCUAGUAGCAAAGCCUGUAAAAUCACUAAAAUGCCUGGUAUGAAUAGUGUUCAUAGAAAGAGCACUGCCAACCUUAUUUCUGCGGUGCCAGAUCCAACAAGCAGCUCCAUCUCUCGGCAGAUUGGAAAAAAUAGCAGUGUAGCUUUGUCACAAUCCAGUCCUUCGAGUACAUCAAACCCAGUACACAACAGACAAAAGACAUCAAACCGGACUGGUAGAAUAAGGACUCUUCCAUAACACGGAACAGGAACCAGCCUAUAAUCUCUAGCUCUCAGCAGCCCUACUCCACAGGGUUUUUCUUUUCUAUGACCUGCAGAUGGAUUUAACCUUUUAUGAAUUUGUGGUUUUAAAGAGAAUCAAAUUUACAGAAAACUGUAAUAGUGAUUUGUUCGGUUUUUCACUUGUAUUUGCCACUGAUCCGUGCGUUCUGCUUGGUUAUGUUUCAUGCCUUUUCAAGCUGUUAGCGUUGCAAUGCUCCCUUUGUUUCCUUACCUGAAUACGGUGGACAUUCCAAAAACAAAGCAAAUCAAAAAGAUCACGAUUCGAAUUUAUUUAUAGGAUCUCCAAAUUUUUUCGUAGAGUAAAAAUUACAGUAAUUCUGUAUUUCAGCUUGUCCCGUGGAUAACUAUUGAGUGCAUUUCUUCGUGACUCGCAAACAGCUGGGGCACUGCAACCUUAGGGACUAACCCUGCCUGGUGCUCUCUACCUACAGCAUUUAAUGAUUUCAGUGGGAACUCCGAGCGUUCGGCAUCUUCCGGGAUCGACGGAAGCGCAGAGGAUUUUUGCACCAAACUGUAAUGGAUGUUAUCAAAGGCUCAACACGUGAAAUCCCCUUGGAGGAAUUCUAGACCCUUAAGAUAACAGAACUCGAUAACUUCAGUAAACAGUUUGGGUGUGCGAGGACAGGCGUUGAGCAGAUUGGCUUGCGUUAAUAGAAUUGCACUGACAGUGUUUCUUAUAGGAUUACUGAAUAAUUUUUUAAUAAAACGCAGAUUUUAUAAUCGGGAAGCCAAUGCUAGGUACUGGAACAAUAGUACGGAGGAGUUGAUUUUUAUUUCUACAGUGUUAAAAGUGCACUUAUAUGCUGGUUUAUUUACAUCUUGGGGAAAGGCGAGAGACUGCAAAUAGGGAGAUUAUUACUACUUUCUUUUUUAAAAAAAGAAGGCUUAAGGUAAAUUUUAAGACUAAAAAUGUUUAAGCAAUUAUAAGCAAGGCUAGACCCUUUGAAAACAAAGUUUAGAAAUAUUCUUAAAAUAAAUUUUUAUAGUGUUAAUUUUGUAAUAAUUUAUGUUUUGCUAUACUUCAGAGCUAACUGACCGUAUAGUUUCAGAAACAGUAUGAAACUUAGGAAAGUUUAAGCAAUGUUUAUAUUUUUAAGAUGUUCUUUGAAUUAUGUUUUUAUUGUACAUUUCUUCAGACUGAAAAAUGUGUACAUAUCUUUGUUAUUUUUGCACAAUUUUUGUCUCGUUCAGUUUUAGGAGCAGUACUAUGUUGGGUUUUGUUUCUUUUUUUAAUUUAUUUUGAGUUAUAAAGCGCAGGAGUUUAUCAAUCUCAGUAACACAGUCAUCCUCUGUAACCAACGAGCGGCUGUUUCUGGUUGUUGAGGGAAGAGAGUGGUUGUGAGGUGCGGCGGUGAUGGCUUCCAAGAGGCAGCGCUCAGCCGUGGGUGAAGGAGCGCUGUGGGGGUGUUUGGAAGCUUUAAGCUCUUCCCACGCCUCUUGGAAUUGGAAAGCUGGAACACGGAGCCUGUCCUUCGAAUGCUGCUUAAUUGUUUUGUUUCAACCAGCUUACACCUGACAACGCUGGGGAAAGUAAAGCACCGAGUAAAAUCCCACAGUCUUUCAUCGUCAAAUAGUCAUUAUUUAAUUACAAGUAUCGAAAAUUUCAGCCUGAAAAGUGAAAUGGAAGUAAACAUUUGAAUAAAGUGGAUAUAAACUGGACCAGCCUAUAAUGCAUUCUUAGUGUAGCAUUCACUCGGUAGUUCUUUUUUGUUACCCUUUGCCUGAAAAUCUUGUGAUUUGUUUCCAGCAAUAGAGGCUCAGAAGCUUUGGUUGUUACACAUACGCAAUGCAUAGGCCCGUCAGCCAUAAAAAGCGACUUGGAUAACUUGUAUGCCUUCUUUUGUAUCGAUGUAACAAUUGUAAAUAGUGCUGAUCGACCUUUGUAGAGAAUAGUUUAUACAGCAUAUUCUAUUAUUGCUGAUUCUCAGUGAACUAUUGUUUUAAAAAAAAAGAAGAAAAAAAGAAAUUUUUCUAUUUACACCUUAUAUUUUGUUAUGCUGUCGACCCAUGGCACUUUAACAAAACUCUGUGGGUUUUGCAUAGCUGGUCAGUCAUGGGGUAUAUUAAAUAACUGUUGUUGCACAGAAAUGAAUUUGCACCUGCUAUAUUGUGCUUUCCUACUACAGAUUUUAGAACCUUUUCCAGAAGACUUUUGAAGAAAGCAUGUCCAAUCAUUCUAAGAAAGAAAUGCCAUACUUGUACAGCCAAUUUCUUUUCUACAAUCCAUAUUUUGUAACACUAAGUAUUUUCAUUCUUUGUCCUGCACCUUUAUGUAUUAGCAGUAUCAAAUAGAAUCCAUUCCAUGCUUGUGAUAAUUGUAAGCGGAAUAAAUGUCUAAAGUAGGUGUAAAUAGUAAAUUCUAUGGCUUACAGUUUAAAAAAGGAAAACCAGAACAAACAUGUAUCUGAUUGAUACUGCCAUGGUUCAACACCGGGCCUGGAGAUAUUCUCUAGUGAGCGAUUGUAUUUUUGUUUUUUUUUGCUUUAUUAUUAUUAUUAUUUUUGUUUUUUUUUUUUUUUGUAACAUGGCUUUGUAAAUAAAAUAAUUUAUAUGUUUGUAAGAAA